Blepharisma stoltei is the source of this 837-nucleotide messenger RNA. The record is from the annotation of a GenBank genome assembly. NCBI's taxonomy places the organism in Eukaryota, Ciliophora, Heterotrichea, Heterotrichida, Blepharismidae.
AUGUUGAAUUUAUCAAUUGGACUCAUUCCUUGGAUAUUUUCAGCCUUAUCAUAUUUUCGUAUUUUAUUGAUUUUUGGAGACUUUGUAUGAAUAAUUUGAGGUGUUUCGCUAUCAGAAACUUUAGGCUCUUCUUUAAUUUCAGCUGGAAGUGCACUAUCAGGAAUGUCUUCAAAUAAAUCUUUAUGGGAUCUUAUAGAAGGUAAUUUCAUGGUUGAAUUCUGCCUAUUUGUUGCCAUAGAAUGCGAACUUUCAGACUUAGCAACUUGCAAAUCACUUGAAUUGGCAGUAUCAUUUGCUCUAGCUGUUACCCCAAAAUACUCUUUCCUACUCAUUGUCUUUAAUUUUGCAUUUGAAUUAGAGAUACCAUGCUUACUGCGAUCCCCAUCAAAAAUCGUAACGCCAAUGCUCAAAUUAAUUGCUUCAAAAAUUGGUGAAGAAAUUGAUGCUACAUUUCUAACUCACUCUUGCUCCUUUUUAGGAGUUGUUUUCAAUGGCUUUAAAGUCCCAAAAUCUUCAAGAGUCCUUUUUUUCUUUUUUUCUACUUUAAUUGGUUCUUCCAUUAUUGGUUCUGGUACUGAGUAUCUCAAAACUGAGGUGCUAUAUGAGUUAACGUUUCUAAAUUUCAGAGGACUAACAACCAUAAUUUUCCCUGAAAAAUUGUAUGUAAAUAAUUUACUUUUUAGUCCUUCUGCCUCUCGCUGAUAUUCCCUUUCUUUUGCUUUCUCUUCUUCGUUUCGUUUUUUUUGCCUUUCAUUUUCCUCUUUUUUUCUCUUAAUUUGCCUUGCUUUGAUUUCCCUCAUUUGAUUCUCUGCCUCAUCUUCUGGGGUUUCCAAAUAA